GGACUGAAAGCAAAAUUGAGAAUUUCACUGGAGAAACACGUGUCAGAAUCGGAUGGCAAAACUCAAUUCGAUCAAGAAUUUUGAGGGGAACAGGAAGGCUUCCCGCUUCCCCGGAACCGACUUGGGCUUCAAGGAAAGUACAAAAAUGGAGAGAAUGUUGAUGAAGCGAAUUGCAAAUUUGGCGAUUGCGAGAGCAAAAGUCGCCGCGCCGUUUCCUGCAAACCCUCGCCGUCCAUUGGACUGCCAGCUUCUUUCUUCUUCUUCUUUUUCUUCAACGUCCACCCGCGUCGUCUCUGGAAGCGCGGCUAAUGUUUCCGAUGUCUCUGAGGAGCAGGACGAUCUAGUUUACUGCAAUCCACCGGCUUCUUCUUCCGUGAAGCCGGUUUUGCCUGAUAUUCUUCAACCGGGUGUCGUCAUCUAUGAUGGGGUCUGCCAUCUUUGCCACGGAGGGGUGAAAUGGGUCAUUGGAGUGGACAAAUACAGGCACAUAAAGUUCUGUUGUCUUCAGUCAAAAGCUGCUGAACCAUAUCUGAGAGUUAGUGGUCUUGACCGAGAGGAUGUUCUGCGCCGUUUUCUGUUUGUUGAGGGCCCUGGUCUGUACCAUCAAGGAUCAACUGCUGCAUUGCGAGUUCUGUCCUACUUGCCAUUCCCCUACUCUGCUUUAAGUACACUCUUGAUAAUCCCAACACCACUCAGAGAUGCUGUAUAUGAUUAUGUUGCCAAGCGGCGCUAUGACUGGUUCGGGAAGGCUGAAGAUUGCUUAGUUUUGCAAGAGAAAGAGCUCCUGGAACGAUUCGUAGAUGGGGAGGAGUUGAUGGAUCGUUCUGAUUUUUAGUUUGGUCCAAUUGGCAAAUGUCUGAUCACCUCUUAGGAUUUUGAAGGUCAGUUGUAAAUGCAUAUUGUAAAGGCUAACCACGAGAUAACACUUUUCAGAAUGCAUAAAUGUGAUAUAUUGUA
Rubroshorea leprosula is the source of this 957-nucleotide messenger RNA. Lineage: Eukaryota; Viridiplantae; Streptophyta; Magnoliopsida; Malvales; Dipterocarpaceae. The record is from the annotation of a GenBank genome assembly.